GAAGGCAAGAGGCAGGAGGAGAGGCAAAACGCUGGGAAAUAUCCCUGGCCAAUGGGGAAGCGGUGGUGCCGACAGGGAAUUCACUGCCGGGUAGGAGUUCGCGGAGGGGCGCCCUCCUGCUGGAGCAGGAGGCAGAGCUCCAAAGCCAAGCUUUCCUUAGGCUGCCGCUCAGAUAUACCGAAGUGUUUCGGGGGUUAUGCAUGGUGCAGUGAUGCGUGGCCACCUCCGGCCUCCUGUGGGGACCCAAGGCGGGGGCAGGGUAUAAACCUCCUUCGCCUCCAGCCACGCUCGCAGGGGGCGAACACGUGGUGACCUGCCCGCGGCCGCGUUCCAGGCUCCGGCUCCUCCUCCCUCCAGAUCUCGCUCUGUUCUCUGCAGUAUCACGUGCAGCCGCGCCGGGUGCAGGAUGGCGGCUGCGGCAACAGCAGUGGGUGUCAGGCUCCGGGACUGCUGCAGCCGAGGCGCUGUGCUCCUGCUCUUCUUCUCCCUGUCCCCUCAGCCCCCGGCCGCCGCCGCUUGGCUGCUGGGCCUCCGGCCCGAGGACACCGCUGGAGGCCGCGUGUCCCUGGAAGGGGGCACCCUGCGCGCGGCGGAAGGCACCAGUUUCCUCCUGCGCGUCUAUUUCCAGCCAGGGCCCGCAGCGCCCGUGGCGCCCGUGCCCGCACCCACCCUUUCCCCAGGAGAGAACAGCACCGGCGACUGGGCUCCGCGGCUCGUGUUCAUCGAGGAGCCCCCAGGAGCGAGCGGCGUGGCGCCCAGCGCUGUCCCCACGCGUCCCCCGGGGCCGCAGCGCUGCCGCGAGCAGAGCGACUGGGCGUCGGACGUGGAGGUCCUGGGGCCCCUGCGCCCCGGAGGCGUGGCAGGUUCGGCUUUAGUCCAGGUGCGAGUGCGGGAGCUGCGCAAGGGCGAGGCAGAGAGGGGCGGCGCGGGCGGUGGCGGGAAGCUCUUCUCGCUGUGCGCCUGGGACGGGCGCGCCUGGCACCACCACGGCGCUGCCGGCGGCUUCCUGCUGCGCGUCCGCCCGCGGCUGUACGGUCCCGGCGGGGAACUGCUGCCCCCCGCGUGGCUUCGCGCGCUCGGGGCGCUCCUGCUGCUUGCUCUGUCUGCCCUAUUCAGCGGCCUGCGCCUGAGCCUGCUCUCGCUGGACCCGGUGGAGUUACGGGUGCUGCGGAACAGCGGCUCGGCCGCAGAGCAGGAGCAGGCGCGCCGUGUGCAGGCCGUGCGCGGCAGGGGGACCCAUCUGCUCUGCACCCUGCUCCUGGGCCAAGCCGGAGCCAACGCGGCCCUGGCUGGCUGGCUGUACGCCUCGCUGCCGCCGGGCGUCGGGGGCACUGGAGAAGAUUACAGCGAAGCAGGGAUUCACUUCCCGUGGCUGCCGGCGCUCGUGUGCACCGGCGCCGUGUUUCUGGGCGCCGAAAUCUGCCCCUACUCGGUGUGUUCGCGGCACGGGCUGGCCAUCGCCUCGCACAGCGUGUGCCUGACCCGACUCCUGAUGGCGGCCGCCUUCCCCGUGUGCUACCCGCUGGGCCGCCUGCUGGACUGGGCGCUGCGUCAGGAGAUCAGCACCUUCUACACGCGGGAGAAGCUGCUGGAGACACUACGGGCCGCGGACCCCUACAGCGACCUGGUGAAGGAGGAGCUCAACAUCAUCCAGGGAGCCUUAGAGCUGCGCACCAAGGUGGUGGAGGAGGUGCUGACCCCCCUCGGGGACUGCUUCAUGCUGCGCUCCGACGCGGUGCUCGACUUCGCCACGGUCUCUGAGAUUCUGCGCAGCGGCUACACUCGUAUCCCGGUGUACGAGGGCGAUCAGCGGCACAACAUAGUGGACAUUCUGUUUGUCAAGGACUUGGCCUUCGUGGACCCCGAUGACUGCACGCCGCUGCUCACAGUCACUCGCUUCUACAACCGGCCUCUGCACUGCGUCUUCAAUGAUACUCGGCUGGACACGGUGCUGGAGGAGUUUAAGAAGGGAAAAUCUCACCUGGCCAUUGUCCAGCGGGUGAACAACGAGGGAGAAGGAGACCCCUUCUAUGAGGUGAUGGGCAUUGUCACCCUAGAGGACAUCAUAGAGGAGAUCAUUAAGUCGGAGAUCCUGGAUGAAACUGACCUCUACACCGACAACCGGAAAAAGCAGAGGGUCCCACACCGGGAGAGGAAGCGGCACGACUUCUCCCUGUUCAAGCUUUCCGACUCGGAGAUGAGGGUGAAGAUCUCCCCGCAGCUUCUGCUGGCCACACACCGCUUCAUGGCCACAGAAGUGGAGCCCUUUAAAUCCCUGUACCUCUCGGAGAAGAUCCUGCUCCGACUCCUGAAGCAUCCCAAUGUGAUCCAGGAGCUGAAGUUUGACGAGAAGAACAAGAAAGCCCCAGAACACUACCUCUACCAGCGCAAUCGCCCCGUGGACUACUUCGUGCUGCUUCUGCAGGGUAAAGUGGAAGUGGAGGUUGGAAAGGAAGGCCUUCGCUUCGAGAAUGGAGCCUUCACCUACUAUGGUGUCCCAGCCAUCAUGACCACUGCUUGCUCAGAUAAUGAUGUGCGGAAGGUUGGAAGCCUGGCCGGAUCCUCGGUCUUUCUGCCCGUCUCUGUGUCUCGUACCUUCGCCUUCAGCAGAGGGGACUCUCUGGCAGGCUCCCCAGUAAACCGGUCCCCUUCUCGCUGCAGCGGGUUGAACCGCUCCGAGUCUCCAAACCGCGAGCGCAGUGACUUCGGCGGGAGCAACACGCAGCUGUGCGGCAGCGGCAACAACCUCUACACCCCAGACUACUCGGUGCACAUCCUCAGCGAUGUGCAGUUUGUGAAGAUCUCCUGAUGCCCAUUUCUUGUGUGGGGAAACUGAGGCACAGAGCAACAGGGAAUUCGCUUGCCUGAGACAGGUUGUCAGCAGAACUCUUUCCUUUUCCUCCCCUGCCACUGGCACCAGGUUGCUUUGGUGUUUUCAAGAUAAACUUGCGGGUGAUUAAUAAAGCAAGUGUUUAGAAGAAACCAUGGUAUGCUUUUACGCAUGAUGGUCUAUUUUUACAUUUUACCAUUUCAAGUCUACAAUGCAGUUGGGCAUGUGUGUUAACCGUUAACCCUUUGUGUGACCGUCCCACCCUUGAGCCGUCGCUGAGCUGUGUGGCGGUCCGUGGAGCAUCACUUUGCACAGGCGGGACAGAGAAAUAGCGACGCUCAUCGCCUUGUAGUUACAGAGGAGGGGAGCUGUUUCUUCAUACUCCUCGUAGGGGUUGGGAUUGCACAGAAACCUAGAAUUUCCCCCUUUCUCUUGCUUCGAUAGGUUUUAUUUUAUUUGCUUUGUUCGCUAGCAUUCUGCAAACCGUUACUUGCUUGGGCCGGAGAUCAGGAGUGAGCCCCUAUUUCUCCAAGUCCAACAAAACACCCAGUGAGUUCACUUGGUAAAUCGCAGGCUGGAUUAUGAGAGAUGUAUUAAUCACACAGGUGGGAGGAGAACAUGAGCUCUGAUAAUUUGAGAGCAGUGUGCGCUGGCUGGUUUUCUGUGUUCUAGAACCUUGCAGACACCCUGAGCUGGCACUGUAAGGGUGGAAGGUUACCAGAGGCAGGUGCUGAGCCUGGAGGGCAGGGUGGGGUAACUGCACGGUACUCUGUGCGUGUGCUUUACGGCCCCUUUGUCUGAUUGAUCCACUUAGUCUUACCACCACUCUGUGAGGUAGCUACUGCUGUCAUUCCCGUUUAGAGAUGAAGACAUUGGAGCUUGACUAGUCUAAGGCCCCAGGGCUGGUGAGUGGCAGAGCCAAGCUUCAGAGCUGGGUCUGUCUGUCUCCAGAGUCCAAGCCCUCAAAUCCCUGGGCUUUAGGGAGAGUUAUGUGAAAUCAGAGCUGAAGGAGCCCCAGGGAGAAGUGACUUUGGGAACUAACCCAGCAAUACUCAUGGGUCCAUAGGACUGGAGACACUUAACAAAUCCUAUAUGACAAUGAUGUUAAGCCUCAGAAAACUGAAGCCCAUGAUUC
Molecule: messenger RNA, 3965 nt
Organism: Ailuropoda melanoleuca (giant panda)
Lineage: Eukaryota; Metazoa; Chordata; Mammalia; Carnivora; Ursidae
Gene: CNNM1
Product: cyclin and CBS domain divalent metal cation transport mediator 1
Exons: 9
Coding region: 407-2809 (800 amino acids)
Biological process (GO): magnesium ion homeostasis; transport
Cellular component (GO): plasma membrane
Molecular function (GO): transmembrane transporter activity
Source: RefSeq, a predicted model, not a curated record